GUCAUGGUUGAUACCGACGUUGGUUGUUACAUUAAUGGCUCUUCAUUCCAGGUGGUGGAAGUUCUCGGUGAGAGUUACACCCGUGAUGUUGAGUUCAUGGAUUUGAGUGCCAUUGAGAUAGACAGGUGUCACACUCAGACGGCAUUACGCUUAACAGAGUCUACCAGGAAGUCUGAACUUCCAGGGAACUUGCAAUAUUUGCGUAUGUGUAAAUCCAUAGGCGACAAUCGGAUACUACUCAUAUAUGGCGUGGAUAAUGACAUGUCUUUUAGAUCAGAUUUUGACGCUGCCGGCAUCGAGAUUUACGGUAAACAUAAUGUUAAGGUGCCAAAACACUCACCAUGUACUGUAGAGCAGUAUAAGGACUGGUCUCGAUACUGGCCUUUGAAGUAUCUCAAGCCUAAGGUAACUCCCUUUGUGAUAACGCAUGACGUGAAACUCAAAAUCGCAACCAUGAUGUCGGCGGUACUCGAAGAAUCUAAGCUCCAAGAUGGCAAGGCAGUUUGCAUCGUGACGUUCAAGGGCCAUGUUAUCGCAAAAUCCAUUGACCAGCGUGACAGCAACAUCCUUAACCAUGCGGCACUGCUCGCUGUGCGUAAAGUGGCCACGCUACAGCAUCGGGACCCGCAAUUGAUGUAUAAUGCAAAACGGCGUUAUACUGGUCUGCAGGACAAUGGCGAUGCUACAGGAACACCCGAUCAAGAAUCAGAUGAAGCGUAUCGUGGUACCUCCACGGACAAAGUAGACAUUCCGGACUAUCUUUGUACUGAUUGCGAGGUGUUUAUAAGCCACGAGCCGUGCUGUAUGUGUGGUAUGGCGCUAUUGCAUUCCCGUGUGUCCUCUGUGACCUAUUACUAUCCUAACGCGCGUUUGGGUUCGCUUGGUUCUGUGUACAGUUUACACAACAACAAGCAGUUGAACCAUCAUUUUCGUGUUUUUUCAAUAAAAGACAUUUAAU
Messenger RNA from Babesia bovis T2Bo, 958 nucleotides. RefSeq names its product Cytidine and deoxycytidylate deaminase zinc-binding region family protein. Bases 4 to 957 code for a protein of 317 amino acids. Gene Ontology annotation, molecular function: tRNA-specific adenosine-34 deaminase activity. Gene Ontology annotation, cellular component: cytoplasm; nucleus. The record is from RefSeq and is a predicted model, not a curated record. The transcript is spliced from 3 exons. Gene Ontology annotation, biological process: tRNA wobble adenosine to inosine editing. NCBI's taxonomy places the organism in Eukaryota, Apicomplexa, Aconoidasida, Piroplasmida, Babesiidae.